CGCAUCGGCGUAUCUGGUUACGGUGAUAUUGUACCAAACACAUAUUGUGGUCGAACACUAGCGAUAACAACUGGUAUUGUGGGCGCUGGAGUGUCUUCGGCAUUAAUAGCUGUGAUUUCUCGGAAGCUAGAAUUGAGCCGAGCCGAAAAGCAUGUUAACAAUUUUAUGGCUGAUUCCAAGCUUACCAACCAGCGGAAAAAUGCUGCUGCUUUGGUUCUCCAACAAACUUGGUUCAUCCACAAGUACAAGAAUUCGUGCAACAAGGGCGAUGAGUUGCGGUUGAGGCAUCAUCAGAGGCGUUUUUUGCAAGCCAUUAACGAAUUUCGACGGAUCAAGUGGGACCAGCGAAAACUUCAGGAACGAGGCAAUUCACUGCUAGAUGUUGGAAAGCUACACAGCGAAAUGCAUGAAACGCUGUGGGAGAUGCAUCGGACGCAGGAUCAGUUCAUUGCUCAGGUGGAUUUACUUACACAAAAAAUAAUCGAACUCCAAAACACUUUGAAUCGACAACAACCACAGCACCGGCAGCAACAGCAGCAACAACAACAAGAACAGCAACAACAACAACAACAACAACAGCAACAGCAACGAUGGAUGUCCAGCGUUGACACAGCGUUCAGUGUUGAUUCCGCGGGAGCGCCGGCGCCAACACAACAACAACUAAGGUCGUUGCCAAUGCCGCCAUCAGUAAUAUCAUUACCUGAUAGAGCAUCUGUCACCCCCGAUACACCUUCAGGCAGCUCACAGUGCAGCAUUCCUGAUCAUAGUUGUGUUAGGCUAUGA
This is a messenger RNA of Gongylonema pulchrum, 783 nucleotides long. The record is from the annotation of a GenBank genome assembly. NCBI's taxonomy places the organism in Eukaryota, Metazoa, Nematoda, Chromadorea, Rhabditida, Gongylonematidae.